AUGAAGAAGGAAGUUACUACCAAACGCGAAUCGCUACUGUGGAAUUCGAAGGCUCUGAAAGGACCAACAACUGCACACACACCGCCCACACAUAUUUGUAUGCUCUCACGUGUUGCUGCAGUGAAGGCACCCCGCACACACAACCGUCGCCGCGUGACCGGAUCCCACGGAAGGAGGAGGGAAGGAAGAGAGAGUGAGCCGCGGAGGCCCCACAUGUCCCGGCGUGUGUUUGCUUCUGCGGUGCUGCUCCUCCUUUUCGCGUUGACGUGCGCCGCCGUGGGGCCUGUGCAGGCCCAAAGCUUUGGAACGAGAGUGUGCGAUUCCUAUGGAGGACGCAGUUCUGAGCAGUCGCCAGGGGAGUAUCGAGCCGCAAACACAGCGGCCGCUGGCCACAUUUUCCGCAAUCCCCAUCUUGUGAAUGUGGACGGGAUGCUUCUGGUCAUUGCUGGAGCUCAGUUCAAUGAAUCUGCGGGGAGCGGGAGUGCGUCCAUGCAGUUGAUGGCACGGAUCAGCAAUGAUGAUGGGGUGAAUUGGAGUCCGUACUCGAGACCUGGAGAUCUUGACGCUUUUGCUGCACGCCUUCACCAGAUGUUGUUUACCACGCCUUUCAUACUCUUCGGACCGCUUUUUGCAUUUGUGGAGGGCUACGACUUACGGAACGGAGCCAUAAUUCGGUUUACCGAUGGGCGGGGAGUAAGUGGUGUGGAGUCUGUUAUCCAUUUUCUGGGGACGGAGCCCGGACGAAGCGGAGGUUUGUCGAUGAGUUCCGUCUCUAUGAGCGUUCGCCUUCCUUAUCUCUAUCAACCCGGUGACAUGAUUGGCUUCCUCAACGAUGCCAGUACUCCCAUCACGAAAAUGACGGAUGGCACGCUCGUGUUUCCCGUGCAGUUUCUGACAAUGGGAGGGAGCACUGCGUCCACAGUCAUGUACUGGAAUUCCGGUCAACAGCACUGGACCUUUGCGAACAGCGCGACACAUGCGGGCUGCACCAACCCCAGUAUACUUGAAUGGGAGGCUGGGAAAAUUAUCAUGAUCACCUCAUGUGAGUGCGGCCGCAGAAGAGUGUACGAGUCGACUGACAAGAGGAAAACGUGGACGGAGGCUCUGGGGACGCUCUCGCGCGUGUGGAGCAACUCAUUGGCAGGUCUUGGGCUCCACAUUCAGAGUGGAUUCAUCACUGCAACGAUUGGCAGAAAGAAGGUGAUCCUCCUCACCCAGCUGGAAUAUUUCGAGGACAACCAGAAGAGCGAGAUUCACCUGUGGCUAACGGACACGAACCGCAUUUACCACGUUGGCCUGUUACCCACUGGGUAUGGCGCGACCUCCAGCUCCCUGUUGUACGCGAAUGAUAAGCUGUAUUGUUUGUACGAGGCCAGUGGUGGAAGCAACUCUGGAGCCUUCUUCCUGGAUCUGACGCUUGAGCUGCAGAAGAUAAGGCAUGCGCUGUCUACCUGGGCCGCAACGGACAAUGCCUUGUCGAGACAAUGCAGCUCAAUUGCCUCAGACGCCGCGCUGUCAAGAUGGGGCUGUUCUGUUCCUUUCCCCACGGCUGGGCUUGUGGGCCAUUUGGCCGAUAGGCUCCGUGGGGACAAGUGGGAGGACGAGUACCUCGGGGUGAAUGCCGUUGUGAGGGGUGCGACGAAAAAGGCUCCCAGUGGGUGGACGUUCGAAGGGCAAGGCGCGGGGGCCGAGUGGCCUGUGGACAAGCAGUGGCCGACCAGACCGCUCCACUUUGCAAACUAUGGGUUUACUCUUGCGGCAACGGUGUCGAUCCACGAGGUGCCGAAGGGCAUCACUCCCCUGAUGGGCCUGAAGAGAAUGGGGAAGACAACACUCCUGGGACUGUCGUACAAUAAUAAUAUGGAGUGGAGCGUGGUGAAUGACUUGUUCCCGAAGUGUUUUACCGCAUGGGAGCUGGACAAGACGUAUCACGUGGUGCUCAAAAUGCAUGACGGUAUGGGCUCCGUGUACGUUGACGGGACUCUCCUUUGGAAUAGGAGUCUGAAAAAUUCGUUCAAUGGAGGGCUGGACACGGUCUCGCACUUUUACUUUGGCGCGUACGAUGAGCAGUUGAGCAGCGGAAAAAUCCAUGCGACGGUGGCGAACGUCUUUCUGUACAACCGCCCGUUGAAUGAAACUGAGAUUGGUGCCCUCAACGCGAGUAAAGUCACCAUUCCACCUCCGGAAAGGAAGCCGGUGCCGGCGAAAGCGUUGACAACUACUUCCCCGCCCGUUGAACCUUUGACCACUUCGGUUACCACAGAGAUGCAGCCAACUGUGCCGUCGCCUGCUACUGCCGGACCACAGCCGACGGAACAGGCAACUUUGAACGGGAGCAGUGUUCCGAGUGGUGGCGCUCCAUCCACACCAGAGGAGCUCAAUGCCGCGACAUCCACACCAGAGGAGCUCAAUGCCGCGACAUCCACGCCAGAGGAGCUCAAUGCCGCGACAUCCUCAGCAAGGGAGGGAACUGCAGACCAGCUGGCAUCUGCCACAUCUUCCGAUGGACAUGAAGCUGUGGCAUCUGUUACAUCUUCAGGCGCCGCCAGUACUGAUGUUGGUGCUUCCUCAUCUGAUGAUGCACAAACGGUGGGGACGGAAGGUGGAGAUAUGAUGCAGGCAGAUCAACCAACCCAAUUCUCUGUGGGCACCCCCGACGCAGCAAAUGCAGCAACACAUAACGCUGAAGGCAAGGGACAAGAUGGGCUCCAUCCACAGGUCAAGGAAGCAGAGGCGGCGACACUCAGCAGCAGCCUUUUAAAUUCGUCGCAGUGGGAUAACAGCGUUGCUGGCACUAUGCGUGAGAGCGGACUGCUGCCGCUGCUUCUUCUGCUGUUGGGGUUGUGGGGGUUUGCGGCUGCGUGA
Trypanosoma cruzi is the source of this 2865-nucleotide messenger RNA. RefSeq names its product trans-sialidase, putative. Bases 1 to 2865 code for a protein of 954 amino acids. The record is from RefSeq and is a predicted model, not a curated record. Lineage: Eukaryota; Euglenozoa; Kinetoplastea; Trypanosomatida; Trypanosomatidae. Gene Ontology annotation, molecular function: exo-alpha-sialidase activity. The transcript has a single exon.